This is a messenger RNA of Protopolystoma xenopodis, 252 nucleotides long. NCBI's taxonomy places the organism in Eukaryota, Metazoa, Platyhelminthes, Monogenea, Polystomatidea, Polystomatidae. The record is from the annotation of a GenBank genome assembly.
AUGUGGCCCUCCUCCAUUGUGCGCUCCUGCCUCCUCGUCUGUGUCUGCUUGCCCGCAAUCUAUCCUGCCCUUCGUCGCCUCGAUACCAGUAAGUUGGUGUGGCCUCACUGUCUAAAUUGCUCUAUCCUGCCUCAUCUUUCGGCCGCGCAACUCUUGCCCGUUUGUGAAACUCCCACCUCCGAGGCGGCGGAACAUGUCUCCUCUCGCCGGGUCGUGUUCCCCGUUUCGGGAGUUGUCGUCAUCUUCCGCUGA